Adineta ricciae is the source of this 1296-nucleotide messenger RNA. The record is from the annotation of a GenBank genome assembly. NCBI's taxonomy places the organism in Eukaryota, Metazoa, Rotifera, Eurotatoria, Adinetida, Adinetidae.
AUGGCAUCGAUUGAACGUUCUUUGAAUUUACUGUCGGUAGCCACCACCAUUCAUGAUUGGUUCAUAAGUCAUACACCAAUGCCAUCACUCGUGCGAUCAAUUAGUGAAUAUGUAUUUGACUCAUUAAAAUGUAAAAGAACUAAUCAACUACGAAUACGUCGUGUAAAUUCGUGUUUAUCGAUACAAGAUAGGAUAAAUUUGCUUGGUCUCUUUACGUUUAUCAAGCAAGUAUCACUAAAAACAAAUUGUCAUGUAAUGAGAAAGUAUUCGUACUAUAUGUCAUCUCCAGGUAGUUACGCAAAAGGUUACGUGCGUUGGACGGCUGGUGGCAAACGUGUUAUGUGGGAUGGUAAUCGUUGGCAACAAUUAUGUCAAAUAGAAAAAUGCCUCAAACGCGACCAGAAAUCUCAAGGCGUAUGUCUUAUACAUUUUCGUGAACAACAAGAAAACAAAUUGAAAACUAAAACAAAAAAGUUCAAAAUUGAUGAGAGACCAGAGACAAACAAAUCAGAUAAAAGCAAAAAAUCUAGUCAAUCAAAAAAAGCAUCUAUGCCAACACGUUCCAAACGAAUCAGAUCAAACAAUUCUCUAAAUGGCUCAACUAAAACUUCACAAAUAAGCCCAUCCAAAUCUCACAGAUCAUCUCGAAAGCUGGUGCUUGUUUGUUCGUCACUAACUCGUCAGCAAUUGUCUCAAAUAGAAUUAUUCUGUAGUCGCUUUUCUGCUCGUUUAUCAAACCAAAUCGACGAAACAACUACCCAUCUAAUAGCAAGUGAAGUUGAACAACGUGUAUGUUGUCUAACGAAAAAAGUUUUCUUCGCUGUUGCAUAUCACGUCUAUGUUGUUGGUUAUCAAUGGAUCGAAGAAUGCCUAAGUAAACAAACACUUCUCAACGAAGAAUCGUAUGAAAUUCUCGGCGAUGCAUCUCUAUCUUCUCAACACAACGGCAUGCAUCGUUCGCGGCUAGUUCGCGAGCCUAUUUUCAAAUCUUAUUCCUAUACAAUUGCCGUCGAAUGUUCCAUCGGUUGUCAGCAAGGGAUGUUCAAUCGACAAGAACUCGAAGAACUCGUGCAAUUAUCUGGUGCUAAUCUAUUGCAAGAAGACAAUCGAAAUGACUUAGAUAUCGACACAACUAUCAUCGUUCUAUGUGAUGAUGAUGAUAAAUUGGUCAUGAAGAAAUAUCAAGAUAUCAAAAAUAAAGUUCACUAUGUCAUUCCUGAGUUCUUUCUCGAUUCAAUUGUACUAUAUGAAGUUCAACCCAUCAAAGGCUAUGAAUUGCUCUAUCAAAUAGAGUAG